Neltuma alba is the source of this 1759-nucleotide messenger RNA. Its product is annotated as heavy metal-associated isoprenylated plant protein 34. The record is from RefSeq and is a predicted model, not a curated record. Gene Ontology annotation, molecular function: metal ion binding. NCBI's taxonomy places the organism in Eukaryota, Viridiplantae, Streptophyta, Magnoliopsida, Fabales, Fabaceae. Bases 57 to 1529 code for a protein of 490 amino acids. The transcript has 3 exons.
UCUCUCCACCCUCACCUUCAAAUUCCCCCUCUCUUCUUCUCUCUAAACCUUCAACAAUGGGUAAAAUGGGUAAGCAAGACUUGCCUAAGUAUCAGAGUUGUCUUCUCAAAGUGAAUAUCCACUGCGAGGGCUGUGAGCACAAAGUUAGGAAACUGCUCCAGAAAACUGAUGGGGUUUAUUCUGUGAACAUAGAUGCGGAUUCAGGAAAGGUGCUGGUGGCAGGCAACAUGGAUCCAGCGAAACUCAUAAAGAAGCUCAAGAGGUCCGGCAAACAUGCUGAGUUAUGGGGUGGCCAGAGAGGCAACAUGUACAAUCAAAACUACCCACCCAUUAACCAGUUCAAAAACAUGCAAAUUGACCCUACCAGGAUGGGAAAGCACAAUGAGCCUCACAAGGUGAUGGCGAAGAACCAGCAGAAAGGGGGCGGUGGUCAUCCGCCACACUUCCAAAAUCAAGGAGCCCAGAAUCUCAUGGUACCCGUCAAAGGCCAGAAAUCUGUCAAGUUCAACUUACCGGAGGAGGAGGAUUUCGAUGCCAGUGACGACGAAGACCUCGACGAAUUUGACGACGACGACGAGGAGUUUGACGACUACGAGGAUGAGGAGGAAGACGACGAACAGGUCGGGCAUGCGCAUCCUCUGAUGCCAAACAAGGCCAACAUGAUGGGCGGAAUGGCCAUGGCGAACGGACGCGGGCCACAUGGGCCAGCCAUGAACUUUCAUAAAGCUAACGGUGGUGUGAAUGGCAAGAAAGGUAACGCAAUCGAUUUGGCCGUACAAAUGAAGGGCAAAGGUGGGAAUAAAAAUGGGAACGGAGGCGGGAAGAAGAAGAAUGAGGAACGGGGAGGAAUCAAAAAAGACAAAGGAGGAAAACGGAAAGCAGGCGGUGACAAGAAAAAUGGCAAAAACAGUGGCGGUUUCUUGGGUCGCUUGCUGGGGUUCGGGAAGAAAAGCAAGAAAGCAGACAGCCCCAAUUUCAAGAAAAACGGUGCUCCCAACAACAAAGCUAAUGGCAAGGAAGCAAAGAAAAGUGGAGCCAGAUUCGAGGGUCACAAAUUUAAAAAACUAGACGACGACGACGAUGAUGGUUUCCAGGAUUUUGAUAUUCCCAUGAAGCCAAAGCCUGGCAAUAAGGGAGUCAGGGGUAACGGAAAUGGGAUGCCAGGAAAGACGGGCCACAUGCCUCCUCCGACUGCUCAAAGGGGCCCAAUGGAUCAGAUGAGGAAUAUUCCGGUUCCGGCGGUCCAGGGUCUACCGGCGGCGGCCGGCAUGAACGGCGGCUUUUACCAGGGAAUGCAAAUGCAGCCUCCUCGUCCUCUUCCCUAUAACCCCCAACAGCAGCAAUACAUGGCUAUGAUGAUGAAUCAGCAGCAGGCGAAUAUGAACCAGAUGUAUCCAGGCAUGAUGUACGGGAGGCCGCAAGCGCCGAUGGGUUACAUGCCGCCGCCGCCCAUGCCGUCGCACCCAAUGGCGGAUCCGAUGACGCACGUUUUCAGCGACGAGAACACCGAGAGCUGCACGAUCAUGUGAAUGAUCGAGUCUGUGUUGAAUUUAAUUAAAUGUUUUUGUUUUUGUUUUUUUUUUCCUCAAGUGAUGAAAUUUUGUUUGUAGAAUUAGAAAUGUGCAAAUAUUUAGGAUAUUUAGCAAGAAGUAAUCUGAGCACAAGGCACGGUGUAUUGGUUGGGGUUGGAAACAUCAUUUAAUGGGAUUGCCCGGCAGAGUCACAACUGAACUCACAUGGCUUCCCUGAAAUUCUGAAA